Molecule: messenger RNA, 2327 nt
Organism: Carlito syrichta (Philippine tarsier)
Lineage: Eukaryota; Metazoa; Chordata; Mammalia; Primates; Tarsiidae
Gene: SUN2
Product: Sad1 and UNC84 domain containing 2
Exons: 17
Coding region: 40-2217 (725 amino acids)
Biological process (GO): nuclear envelope organization
Cellular component (GO): nuclear envelope; meiotic nuclear membrane microtubule tethering complex
Molecular function (GO): protein-membrane adaptor activity
Source: RefSeq, a predicted model, not a curated record
AGACUCUCUUCAGGGGAAGGGUCCACCUCCCGCCUCAGCAUGUCCCGAAGAAGCCAGCGUCUCACGCGCUAUUCCCAGGGUGACGAUGAUGGCAGCAGCAGCAGCGGAGGGAGCUCGGUGAUGGGAAGCCAGAGCACCCUGUUCAAAGACAGUCCUCUCAGGACCUUGAAGAGGAAGUCCAGCAACACAAAGCGUUUGUCCCCAGCCCCACAACUGGGCCCAUCCUCGGAUGCUCACACCUCCUACUACAGCGAGUCUAUGGUCCAGGAAUCCUACAUAGGUAGCCCCCGGGCUGCAUCCCUGGCCAGAAGCGCCCUCCUCAACGACCUGCACAGUGACUCCUACUGGAGUGAGGACCUGCGAGUGAGGAGGAGGAGAGGCACAGGCGGCACCGAGAGCAGCAAGGCCAAUGGGCUCACGGAGGGCAAGGUCUCCGAGGACUUCCUCGGCUCUUCCUCGGGCUACUCUUCUGAGGACGACUAUGUGGGCUACUCAGUCGCAGGCCAGCAGAGUUCAGGGUCGCGGUUAAGGAGUGCUGUCUCACGGGCAGGCUCCUUUUUAUGGCUGGUGGUCACUUCUCCAGGCCGGCUCUUUGGACUUCUCUACUGGUGGGUUGGCACCACCUGGUACCGCUUGACGACAGCUGCCUCUCUCCUUGAUGUCUUUGUUUUAACCAGGCGCUUCUCGUCCCUGAAGACGUUCCUCUGGUUCCUGCUACUGCUGCUGCUGCUGACCUGCCUGACAUAUGGUGCUUGGUAUUUCUACCCCUACGGACUGCAGACAUUCCACCCUGCUGUGGUUUCUUGGUGGGCAGCAAAGGACAGCAGAAAGCAGCAUGAGGCAUGGGACUCCAGAGACUCGCCCCCACAUUUCAAGGCCGAGCAGCGCAUCCUGUCCCAAGUGCACUCUCUGGAGCGGCGCCUGGAAACUCUUGCUGCCGAAUUUUCUUCCAACUGGCAGAAGGAGGCCAUGCGACUGGAACGCCUGGAGCUGCGGCAGGGGGCCUCUGGCCAGGGAGGCGGUGGCGGCCUGAGCCAUGAGGACACACUGGCCUUACUAGAGGGGCUCGUGAGCCGUCGUGAGGCUGCCCUGAAGGAAGACUUCCGCAGGGACACAACUGCCCGCAUCCAGGAAGAACUGGCUGCCCUGAGAGCAGAGCAUCAGCACGAUGCAGAAGAUCUCUUCAAGAAGAUUGUCCAGGCCUCCCAGGAAUCCGAGGCUCGCAUCCAGCAGCUGAAGUCAGAAUGGCAAAGGAUGACGCAGGAGGCCAUCCAGGAGAGCUCUGAGAAGGAGCUGCGGCGGCUGGAGGACCAACUGGCAGGCCUGCGGCAGGAGCUGGCGGCCCUGGCGCUGAAGCAGAGCUCAGUGGCGGGUGAAGUGGGCCUGCUGCCCCAGCAGAUCCAGGCUGUGCGGGACGACGUGGAAUCUCAGUUCCCUGCCUGGAUCAGCCAGUUCCUCCUCCGAGGAGGCGGCACCCAUGCCGGGCUCCUCCAGAGAGAGGAGGUGCAAACCCAGCUGCAAGAGCUGGAGAGCAGGAUCUUUGCCCACGUGACAGAGAUGCAGGGCAGGUCGGCCAGGGAGACUGCAACCUCCCUGGGACUGACACUGCAGAAGGAAGGCAUGGUCGGGGUGACUGAGGAGCAGGUACACCGCAUUGUGAAGCAGGCCCUGCAGCGCUACAGCGAGGACCGCAUCGGCAUGGUGGACUACGCCCUGGAAUCAGGAGGGGCCAGUGUUAUCAGCACGCGCUGUUCUGAGACCUACGAGACCAAGACAGCCCUCCUCAGCCUCUUCGGCAUCCCCCUGUGGUACCACUCUCAGUCACCUCGAGUCAUCCUGCAGCCAGAUGUACACCCAGGCAACUGCUGGGCCUUCCAGGGGCCGCAGGGCUUUGCUGUGGUCCGCCUUUCUGCCCGUAUCCGCCCCACGGCUGUCACUUUAGAGCACGUGCCCAAGGCCUUGUCACCCAACAGCACCAUCUCCAGUGCCCCCAAGGACUUCGCCAUCUUUGGCUUUGAUGAAGACCUGCAGCAGGAAGGGACUCUUCUUGGCAAGUUCACUUAUGACCAGGAUGGCGAGCCCAUUCAGACAUUUCAUUUUCAGGCCCCUAAGAUGGCAACAUACCAGGUGGUGGAGCUGCGGAUCCUGACUAACUGGGGCCACCCUGAAUACACCUGCAUCUACCGCUUCAGGGUGCACGGGGAACCCACUCACUAGCCCUGCUUUCUCGUGCCUGCUGCCAGCCAUCUGGGAGUCAGGGAACAGUACUCAUCAUGGCCCCCACCUGCUUGAGCCACGCGCUGACUUCCAGGAACAAGAAAGGAGCC